GAUUUGUAUGCUUUGGAUUUGGGCAGUUGGGUUCAUCAGUUUGUUUGGAGGAAACUUGACAGAUCAACCAAUGUUUGUACUGAACUUGGCUCAAAAACUGAGCAAUAUGGUAUGGUAAUUUUAUUAGGGAGGACAGGAUGCUUGGAGGAAGCUGAAAAAUUAAUCCAUAGCAUGCCUUAUGAGGCAAAUGGAACAAUUCUUAGUUUAUUUAUAUGUGCAUGUGGGAACUGAAAGGAUGUUACAAGGGCUGAGAGAGUCUUGAACAAAGUUUUUGACAUGAAGCCAUGGAAUGAUGAGAACUAAGUCAUGUUGAGAAAUUUGUAUGUCACAGAGGAAAAAUGAAGAGGAAUUUAAGGAUCUGAUGAGGAGAAAAGGGGUAAAAAAAGGAGGUAGGCUGUAGUGUUACGGAGGUUGAUUGCAGUAUUUCAGAGAAGCGAUAGAGUCUACCUUGCGGCAGUUAUGGACGCACAUGAAGGGACAAGGGAGCCAUCAAUAUUUGUACAGAUCUUGAACAAGCGGAUGAAGGAGAUCGGGCUGGCUGCAUUGUGAUUGCCUAUUAAACCGAAGGCUGCAGAUCUCAGGAAAUAAUGGUUUUGAAAAGAGAAGGGGGCAAGUGGAACUCCCAUGCCACAAUGUGAUGCCAGCAGACAUUAAUCUCAAACUGAGUUUAUCAAAUCGAAACUUCAAUUUGAAAUUCGUUUGUUCAAGUUGAAUUUUACAGAUACAAAUAAUACUGCUUCAUCUUAUAAAUUAUAAAAUAAAAAUAAUAUUAUAUGCACAAAUUCUUUAUACAAAUUACAUAUCAAGGAGUGACCCUGCAUAGAACAUAUGAAUCGGAAGAAUUAUCUUAAAAUAAGGUGAAAAGAUAGAAAAUUUUAAGGGGGCGCGUGCUUGCACGGCUACACAGUAGCGUGAAGGUGGCGAGGCGUGGCACGGUCUAGACUCUCGAUAGAAUUUAGUACAUCGGACUUAUUCUGAACGUGGAUUUAUCUUGGAAGAAGACCGAACAGAUAUAGAAUGGUAGUUGGCGCGUGACAGCCUGGUCAUCUAAUCAAAGUCCAACGCCUCGCUCUCACUUACAGUUUUUGUUUCUUCCAGAAUCCCAAGAACAUUGUAGCAGGUUCCUUAGAUCGAGCUCUUUCUGCAAAUUACUAAUGUUGUUGGUCAACUAAGAAUCUUCCGCCUUUUUCUAUACUUAAAUGAAUACGGCAAAAAUGGCUCAUGUACAGUUAUUGACCAUCUUCAUCGUCCUCAGCUUCUUCUGUCUUAUCCCACUCUCGUACUCUGUUCCUUUCAUAGUUUUGCAUGGCAUUAGUGAUAAAUGCAGUAACCGAGGAGUCACAAAGUUUACUGAGCUUUUAAGCAAUUGGUCUGGCUCUCAAGGAUACUGCAUAGAAAUUGGAGAUGGAUCAUGGGACUCUUGGACUAUGCCCCUUAAGGAACAGACAAAAAUUGCUUGUGAGAAGGUGAAGGGUAUGAGUGAACUUAGUGAGGGUUACAACAUAGUGGGACUUUCUCAGGGUACUAUGAUUGGUCGAGGAAUUGUUGAAUUUUGUGAUGGAGGACCUUCUGUAAAGAAUUUUAUAUCACUGGCAGGCAUCCACGCUGGUACUGCUUCAAUUCCAUUUUGUGGUUCUGCAUUGAUAUGCAUUCUCCUGGAUAGUUUAAUUAAGUCAGAGAUCUACAGCAACUAUGUACAGGAACAUUUGGCUCCCAGUGGCUAUGUUAAAAUACCAACUGACAUUCCUGAUUAUCUAAAAGGAUGUAGGUUUCUCCCAAUACUUAACAAUGAACUUGCUGAUAAAAGAAAUUCCACUUACAAGGAACGUUUUGCUAGCUUGGAGAAUUUGGUGCUUAUCAUGUUUGAGCAGGAUGCAGUUUUGAUACCUAAGGAGACCUCCUGGUUUGGUUAUUAUCCAGAUGGGUCCUUUGAUACUAUUUUAUCCGCCCAAGAGACACCACUGUAUAUUGAUGACUGGAUUGGUUUGAAGACCUUGGAUGAGGCUGGGAAAGUUAAAUUCAUAAACGUUUCUGGGAAUCACCUUCAGAUAUCGUGCAGUGAUAUGAAAACAUACAUAGUUCCUUACUUGGAAAACCAGACAUCAUCAACAACACAGAUUAUGAUAACAGAAUCAUCAUCUUCAUCUUAUACUCACGGAUGGCUGUCAUCAAUGUGGAACUUGUUUGUGAAUAUUGGUGGGUUUAGCCAGGAUCAACAUUUGCUAUCCGUUGUAUCCUAAAUGAUAUCACAGUCCUAUAAAUGAGGAUGGACAGUGUGUCACUAUUUUAUCAGUUUCUCGUGGAUCAUUAUUGAUUUGACUGUCAAAUUGUGUGACUGCUCACUGAUUAUUUUCUGUUGGAGUAUAUGGUUGGAAGAUGAGAAAAGUUUUGAUUAUUGACUGUAA
Messenger RNA from Mangifera indica (mango), 2405 nucleotides. Its product is annotated as palmitoyl-protein thioesterase 1-like. The coding region runs from base 1200 to 2240 and encodes 346 amino acids. Gene Ontology annotation, molecular function: thiolester hydrolase activity. The transcript is spliced from 12 exons. Lineage: Eukaryota; Viridiplantae; Streptophyta; Magnoliopsida; Sapindales; Anacardiaceae. Gene Ontology annotation, cellular component: intracellular membrane-bounded organelle. The record is from RefSeq and is a predicted model, not a curated record.